Molecule: messenger RNA, 1473 nt
Organism: Laccaria bicolor S238N-H82
Lineage: Eukaryota; Fungi; Basidiomycota; Agaricomycetes; Agaricales; Hydnangiaceae
Exons: 9
Coding region: 1-1473 (490 amino acids)
Source: RefSeq, a predicted model, not a curated record
AUGCCUGUAACAUUCCACCCCAGCAACAUUCCUGCACAAUCUUUUACAAAAACAUCUAGGGCUUACUCGGCGGAAGGACUCCUGGCCGCCGCCUGCCCCAAUCAACGCGCGCAAUGCGAUGAAAUUCUCAAAUCCUCUUUCUCCGAGACUGAUAACGGAGACAUCCUACCCAAAACCAACGGCUUCGUCCACACGGUCGUAGAAGCUUACAAUAACCACCGUUGCUUGAUUAUCCGCCCGGACGACGUCUGGGCCGCCAUCCUCGUUCAGUUGAGUUUCUACAUUAAUGCACACGGCGAAAAAUUCCGUUCCGUGUUCGUCUCCCAUGAAGGGAAGAAGAUGCUCACUAUGACCAACGAAAUUAUAAAGAACGUGAACGAUCCCGCUCUGCGCGAUUGGAUCCUUCCUCAAUUCACGACAACCCCGACUGACACGGUCGUCUUCUCCGUGCUUAUGAUGGCGACGAUGAAGACAUACUUCACUUACCGUUUUAUGUUCGGUUGUGGUCUGCCACGGGUGACGCUCGAAGGCGAAAAAUCAGACUGGGAAAUUAUUCUUGAAAGAUUGGAAAGGCUCAAGGAGUACGGGUUACAGACCAUCGCUUGGUAUCACUUACUCAAACCGGUUAUUUCGAAUUUCGUACGGGCAUUUGAGGAUCCGAAGGGCGCUGAGAAUCUCGAUUUUUGGAACCGUAUUUGUAGUUCUAAGCAUAGGGGGAGCGGCGCAUCGUAUCUCGCGGGGUGGGUUUUCUAUUAUGCUGAGGUUAAGAAUCGAGUUGACCUCUACAUUCUCAAGCUCGUCAAUGAGGUUGAUCCCGCGACGCUUUCUGCAGAAGAUUUUUUCAGGAUUUAUGGAAACGCGGCCGGCGCACACCUGUCUUCACUCGUGAUAGACGGCACCCGGUACCAUGAGGUCGAUAACAAGAAAAUCCCGUCUGGAUUUGCCGAAGUUGACGUCCUCGUCGAGAGUAUGUUGAAGUGCAAGAUGACCGUCGGCUUGAUUGGGUUGCAGAUAUGUUCUAGCGGUGAUAAACAAAAGGCCAAAUCUGGGCAGAGAGAUACUGUCAAACCCGUUUCGGACGAGGAGAAUUAUUCUGGUGGCAAAUCGAGCCUACAUUUUUUCAACACCUGUACAGCUGUGAAGAUCAAAGUUUUUGAUGCAGCCUAUCCUACACGAGGGUCUUCUCCGAUAUUCUGCAGCGCCUCCAAUUCUAAUGUAAGGUCGUCCCCAAAUUCCACUAUAAACCUUCGCCAGAGAAUGAGGCCCGGUAAUGGCAGGCAAAAUAACACGGGCGUGCACGUUGGUCUUCCUGUUCUUGCUGGUCAUGACGGAAAGGAAGCUGGAAUUUUCCGAGUCUGGGAGUGGCAUUUCGCGCAGCUCGAUGAACUGCAUACAUCGAGCAGGAUAGUUAGGGAAAUUUUUGAUGAUCUGCGUUCGAUGUUGAGAGGAACCGGUUUAUCAACGGCUCUCUGA